Fusarium venenatum is the source of this 669-nucleotide messenger RNA. RefSeq names its product flavoprotein. Gene Ontology annotation, cellular component: phosphopantothenoylcysteine decarboxylase complex. Gene Ontology annotation, molecular function: FMN binding; phosphopantothenoylcysteine decarboxylase activity. NCBI's taxonomy places the organism in Eukaryota, Fungi, Ascomycota, Sordariomycetes, Hypocreales, Nectriaceae. Gene Ontology annotation, biological process: coenzyme A biosynthetic process. The record is from RefSeq and is a predicted model, not a curated record.
AUGCGUAACUCAACAGAAGAACUUGAACUAGCAAGAAACGACGGCAAGCGCCAUAUCCUACUAGCAGCCUCAGGAUCCGUUGCGACAAUAAAACUCGUACAGAUAAUAAACGGUCUCAAACAACAAGAAAACAUCUCCAUCCGUCUCAUCCUUACUCAAUCAGCGUCCGAAUUUCUAGCAGGCCAAAGUUUUGAACAGCCUACCGUCGAUCAAGUAGCUCGUCUACCACAUGUAGAUGCUAUUUACACAGAUGCUCACGAGUGGGCACAACCCUGGAAACGCAAUGCGCCUAUUCUACAUAUUGAACUACGUCGCUGGGCGGAUGUGUUGGUGAUUGCGCCUCUGAGUGCGAAUACAAUGGCAAAGAUUGUAAAUGGCCUGUGCGAUAAUCUUUUGACGUCUGUUGUCAGGGCAUGGGAUACUACGGGUAGUGUGGAUGGGGUGAGGAAGAAGAUUCUGGUGGCUCCGGCGAUGAACACGGCCAUGUUUGCGCAUCCUAUUACAGCGACGCAACUCAAGGUGCUGGAUAAGGAUUGGGGAGGGGAUAAUGGUUGGUUUGAGGUUUUGCAGCCGAUUUCGAAGAGUUUGGCUUGUGGUGAUGUUGGGAAUGGGGCUAUGGUGUCUUGGGAGAGGAUUGUGGAAGAGAUUGUACAAAAGAUCAACACUUAG